This is a messenger RNA of Panicum virgatum (switchgrass), 2022 nucleotides long. Its product is annotated as glutamate--glyoxylate aminotransferase 1-like. Gene Ontology annotation, biological process: photorespiration; biosynthetic process. Gene Ontology annotation, molecular function: glycine:2-oxoglutarate transaminase activity; pyridoxal phosphate binding; L-alanine:glyoxylate transaminase activity. The coding region runs from base 316 to 1752 and encodes 478 amino acids. The transcript has 12 exons. The record is from RefSeq and is a predicted model, not a curated record. Lineage: Eukaryota; Viridiplantae; Streptophyta; Magnoliopsida; Poales; Poaceae.
CCUCUUAUCCUCCCCAGCUCGCGUGCCUCCCGAGCCAAUUUGCCGUGCCAAGAAAAAUGGUAAUCCAUCCACCCAUCAGUUUCCACAUUAUUCGCUGUGCGCAAUGCGACAAGUCGAUAGUCCAAAUCUCGAACAGCAGUAGAGUACAAAUCCUCACCUGCUCCCCUGUUUCCUGGUUUUCUUCCCCAUCUGCCACUCCCACAUUCUCUCUUCUCGCCCCGUGACCCAUCGAGUUCACCCGCCACCACCGGAGGAGCCGCAGCGGCGUCGGAGGAGGAGGAGGAGAGGGAGAGGUAUUGACGGCAGCGACAGAAGAUGGCGAGGAAGCCGCUCGACUUCGAUCAGCUGAACGAGAAUGUCAAGAAGGUGCAGUACGCGGUGCGCGGGGAGCUCUACCUCCGCGCCUCCGAGCUCCAGAAGGAGGGCAAGAAGAUCAUCUUCACCAACGUCGGCAACCCGCACGCCCUCGGACAGAAGCCGCUCACCUUCCCCCGCCAGGUGGUGGCUCUCUGCCAGGCUCCGUUCCUGCUCGAUGAUCCCAACGUCGGCCUCUUGUUCCCGGCGGAUGCCAUCGCGCGGGCCAAGCACUACCUCUCCCUGGCGCCCGGCGGUUUAGGUGCUUACAGUGAUUCCCGUGGUAUCCCUGGAAUUAGGAAGGAGGUUGCUGACUUCAUCCAGAGGCGUGAUGGAUAUCCGAGUGAUCCAGAACUCAUUUACUUGACAGAUGGUGCUAGCAAAGGUGUGAUGCAGAUGCUGAACGCCAUUAUCAGAAACGAGAGAGAUGGGAUUUUGGUCCCUGUUCCUCAAUACCCACUUUAUUCUGCUGCCAUUUCCCUCUUUGGUGGCUCCCUGGUCCCAUACUACUUGGAAGAAGAGGCUAACUGGGGCCUUGACUUUGUCAAUAUCCGACAAACAGUGGCGGAGGCACGGUCAAAGGGAAUCACUGUUCGAGCAAUGGUGAUUAUCAAUCCGGGAAAUCCCACUGGACAAUGCCUUAGUGAAGAAAAUAUAAAGGAACUUCUGCAAUUUUGCUACCAUGAAAAUUUAGCUCUGCUUGCAGAUGAAGUGUAUCAGCAGAACAUUUAUCAAGAUGAGCGCCCGUUUAUAAGCGCAAGAAAGGUUUUGUUUGACAUGGGUCCACCACUAAGCAAGGAAGUUCAGCUUGUUUCUUUCCACACUGUGUCCAAAGGGUUCUGGGGAGAGUGUGGACAACGUGGUGGAUACUUUGAAAUGACAAAUCUUCCCCCAAAGACAGUAGACGAGAUCUACAAGGUUGCAUCAAUAGCACUGAGCCCGAAUGUUCCAGGGCAAAUUUUUAUGGGAGUGAUGGUUAACCCUCCAAAACCUGGUGAUAUCUCGUACCUGAAGUUUGCUGCUGAAAGCAAGUCCAUCCUAGAGUCCAUGAGGAGGAGAGCACGCAUGAUGACAGAUGGUUUCAACAGUUGCCGAAAUGUCAUGUGCAAUUUCACAGAAGGAGCUAUGUACUCUUUCCCCCAAAUACGCCUGCCACCAAGAGCGAUUGAGGCAGCGAAAAGAGCAGGCAAAGUACCAGAUGUUUUCUACUGCCUCAAGCUUCUGGAAGCAACCGGAAUUUCCACUGUUCCGGGAUCUGGUUUUGGUCAGAAGGAAGGGGUGUUCCACCUCCGGACAACUAUCCUUCCUGCUGAGGAAGACUUCCCUGCCAUCAUGUCGAGCUUCAAGAAGUUCAACGACUCAUUCAUGGAGCAAUACGAGAGCUACUCCAGGAUGUGAAUAGGAACAUUCACAAGAAAAGGAAGCAUCGGCUGUCAGAUUCUUGGUUUCAGUCUGAGCCGUGAUCCAUCAUUUCCAAGGACAUUAUUAAUUGAAAGUUAAUUAGUUGUAACUCUCUUAAAGAAACAAAUUUUGCCUUGGAUAUGUAUAGGGAAUCAAAGUUCUGUGGGGAAUAUGUAUCCGCCAUUUACUGGUACCAUCGUAUAUAUAAUAUGAAAAUCUUGUAAUAUAAUAUAUAUAAUGCUGGAAGAUGCUUUGCCACUAUCACAA